This is a messenger RNA of Carassius gibelio (silver crucian carp), 6069 nucleotides long. RefSeq names its product syntaphilin-like. The coding region runs from base 309 to 2441 and encodes 710 amino acids. The record is from RefSeq and is a predicted model, not a curated record. Gene Ontology annotation, cellular component: mitochondrion; cytoplasmic microtubule. NCBI's taxonomy places the organism in Eukaryota, Metazoa, Chordata, Actinopteri, Cypriniformes, Cyprinidae. The transcript has 7 exons. Gene Ontology annotation, biological process: neuron differentiation.
AACCCUCGUCUUCCCUCACUAGGCUCUCAAACAAACCUCACGCUCCAGAAUCCCUCUCAUUGUCAGCAGCACCCGCCCCGUCGACUCGCCCUCCCGAGCAGCGGAGCACCGCUGUGGCGGAGUCCUUGACGGGGACGUGCACCCGGGUAAUAACGACAAAAAAACUGCUGUUUACAUGAAUACAAGCUGAUUCUCUCCGGUUUGCUGCAACCAGGCUGGCUGCAGCUGAGCUAUUCAUGCUGUGUUGACAGGGAGGAAGACAGAUACAGCUGAAGAAGGAGAAAGAAGGAAAGAGGACUGCUGACUUCAUGUCUUCGCCUUCAAAUAACAGAUCUGGCUCUGGAUCACGCAAAUUCAACCUGCUGAAGGCCCUACAGCCUAAGCACCGCUUGCAACAAAUGCUGUCAUCUCCCACUGCGUCCCCUGUUUUUGACUAUUGCAGGUUCAUAGAGCUAGACUACACACCCAUGGAGUCAGGCAUUAUGGUCUCUAUGAGACAGAGCAGAGGAUUUCUGACACCAACAUCCCCGGAACGCCACUGUCGGCGGAGUCCAGCACCUGCCAGUAACCGUGAUCCCUAUGGAAAUGCCUCUCUCAGCAGCAGUAGCAAUUCAGGGUCAUGCAAGGGCAGCGAUGGAAGCCCGACCCAUAGGCAUCACAUAAAAUACACCUCCUGUAAUGAUAACCAUGGUAUCCGGCCCCCUCCACCUGAGCAAUACCUUACCCCACUGCAACAGAAAGAGGUGUGUAUCAGACACCUCAGAGCACGGCUCAAAGAAACCAUCGAAAGACUACAGGACAGGGACACUGAGGUUGAUGAGUUGCGUACUCAGCUGUCUCGUAUGCAAGAAGACUGGAUUGAAGAAGAAUGCCACCGAGUGGAGGCCCAGCUGGCUCUAAAGGAGGCUCGCAGGGAGAUCCAGCAGCUUAAGCAAGUCGUCGAUGUUGUCAGAUCCAGUCUGGGAGACACCGACACCGGAGUGCAAAAAUGCUUCCAAGACAUAAAUCUCCAGAACCACAAACUGGAGUCUUUAUUGCAGAGCAUGGAGCUGGCACAGAUCGGGCCCACCAAAACAGAAGAAACCCUGGCAGGUGGAGGGGUGGUGGGGUCAGGGCUGGAGGUCAGCGUGGGCCUGGUGGGGUCUUCCGAAGGCUCCCCAGCUCGCUCACUUACCCAUAGCUCUACCUACACCAAGCUAAGUGACCAGCCUGGCCAGGAAUGUGAUGGUAAUGAAAAUGGAUGUGAUAUUCCAUGUUUGUCAGGCGACGGCACCCAGGACAGCGGGUUUGUUUGCUGUGGAGACAGUGGAAGAGGAGCAAGCAAGGCAGAUCUGCUUCUGGAGGCUGAGUUUCUAUCCCAAGAGACAGCCUCAUUGCUCAAUGCGUAUUCCCGCCUGCCUCACUCUUCCACCUACGAUGCACUGUGCAACAGUGAGCCUAGAGUUGUGCCUCUCCGCUGCAGUGGAAUCGGGACGGGGACCAAUGUUAGUGUAAGUCAUCCAUGUCUGUCACAUCAUCACCUAUAUCUGCAUCACCUGCGUGAGCAAGGCAUUCAAACGGACUAUGAUCAUGCCCCUGCUUCAGCCCCUGCCCAUGGUCCCAGUACAUCCUUUAACGCUGAUCUAGACAUUAUUGCUGAGCGCACCUUCCGCUCUCAGGCCUGCAGUCCAACCUCCACCUGGAUGUCUGACGAGGGAGAUGAUCUGGAGUCAGUAGCCACAGAAUCAGCCAUUACAGCAACAGUUGCCACAACUUCUGUCAUCACAGACUUUUCCACUAAGUCUGCACCAGCUGUUGCAAUAGAGCCUUGGGAACCAGCUGUAUCUGUUCCAAAAGGACCUAUGACUUUAGCUUUGAUCCCCAUAGAGUCUUCUGUCAAGGAGACAACUGCUUCAGAGCCCCUUACAGUCUUACCAAUCACCACAACAGCUUUGACCACAGAGACCACUGGAUCCCAAGAGCCCAACUCUGUUCAACCUCGGCCUGUAACAGACCCUUUGCCAAACCCUGGCACCUCCCCUUGCUCCGUGCAGCCAUUGGUUGAGACAGAAUUGGAUCCCCUUCCACAGACCACUCAACCUCAUAGUGUACUAACAGAGGCUGGGGUUGAAGGGGAUCAUGUCAUAAAUAUAGUUGCAGACGAUGAAGAUGAGGAUGACGAGAGUGCUACGAACACAGACUCCAGGUCAUCUGGCUGUGGUUUACCAGCAAAGAACUACUGGAGCCGGCACUUCCUAGUGGAUCUGCUUGCGGUGAUCGUGCCAGUGGUCCCCACAGUGGCGUGGUUCUGUCGGGGUCCACACCGUGUUGGUCAGCCAAUAUACCAUAUUGGAUCUCUAUUGCGGGGUUGUUGCACUGUGGCUCUUCAUUCUCUGCGUAGAGGAGGAGGCCUCCGACACUACCCCACGGGAGGAGUUGGUUCAGGGGGGAUGAGUAUAUGAGACCAGCUCUUCUCUAAGGGGAUGCGCUGAAGCCAGUGAUAUCACUGUUCUUCUGUCAGAUGUGCAAUUAGGGAGUGGUUAACACAGGUAAAAUGAAUUGAGGCAACCAGUGGAAGGAUAGUACCUGAGCACAGCACCUUAAAUGCUGUGGUUAUCUAUGGUCUAUAUCCAAGACAAGAUAAGAAAAAGGAAGGGGAAUCACUAUUAUGUAUUUUCACCAGAUGCUCAUGAAGUUCAGGACUUCAAGCGAGCUUUCACCUUUUUCCACAACUACUUCCCUAAGAAAAGAGGAAGGAUAAAGUGUUCUGAAUGAUGGACUGACACAAUGACUUUUAACUUUGUGAGUGACACUAAAAGAUCCCCUUUAAUAUGAUUGUAUUACCCUUAUUUAGAGUGAAGAGUCACAGUCAUUGAUGGGAAGAAAUUGUACUUUUGUUUGUCCCUCCUACUGUCACUGCAGAGGGUGUGUGUUGUAUGUGUACGUAUUUCUUUAUCUGAGCGAGUGUUGUGUUGUGUUAACGUACAGUGCAGCCAAAGUACCUGGAUUACUAAUGGCCAUCAUUGUUAUAGCCGUGAGUGCAGUAGUUAGCUGUCUCAUUACUUGUGCCUGUGUGGAUAAGAGCAGUCAUAUUUUCCCCUUAAGGAGCCAAGCAAGCACCUGCUAAGCUAUUUAUAUGCUUUGCAUAUACCACUAGUGUCCUAAAUAAAUGCGGUCACAAAAUGAUACUUAGUCCAUCUGGAGCCUUUGAGACAAUGCAUUCUUUAUUUUAUGCUCAAUUAAGUGGGGAAGUUUGAUGGUUAGGAAAUGUUCUGUAUAGCUGAAUGCUAAAUUGUGCAUUUAAGAAAAGGGUAAUGUUUUUUAAUAAUAAUAUUAAUAGUAAGAGGGAUUCAGCGUUUAGACAAUGAUCAGGGUUGAUGACUUUAAUAGGGUGAUGGGAGCUUUUUCACCAGAUGAAUUGUAUGAUUGUUUCACUGUGUGACCAUCAAAAAAGUGUCAUAGCCAAAUCUAUCAUAGCAAAAAUCUUUAGCAAUAGUUCUAAUUUUGAUGUCCACUGUAAAGCCCCGUUCACACCAAUAACGAUCACUAUAAAGAUAAGAUAACUAUAAAGAUAACGAUAUUAGCGUCCACACCAGUGAACGAUAUCGUCUGUUUAUUCUGAGCGCACGUGCGUCUGCCGCUUUAAAUCCUCGAGCUUGUUAUAGCAGGGUGGAUUCUGAUUGGAUGUGAAUGUUUGUAUCGUUCAUCAGCUGGAAAAAAAAUCGUUCUGAAAAUGAUUCCAACGAUACCGUUUCUCUGUGCCUUUAUUGUUAUAGUUGUAGUGUGGACUCUGCUAUUAUUUAAUACUGAAAACGAUUUUUAGAACUAUAUCUUUAUCGUUAUCUUUAUAGUUAUCGUGCUUGGUGUGAACGGGCCUUAAGACUAUUAUAUCAUUAAUUACAACCGGUUGUGCUUGGCCUACAUCUGAACUUAAUUUAGCAUUAAACCCUGCUAAACAAGUUGUUUCUAAGUUGUUGCUAAUAUUAUUAGCACAAAUACUAAUAUGUUAUUAAAGUUACUAAUUUGUUGUUUCUGAAAUACUAUGUAAUAUAAUUCCACUAAAAAGAUCAAAUAAAAGCAACAAUAAAAUUGGAGUUACUUGGAUACCUGAUUACUUGGUGGAUAUUACAAAUUGAUGAAAUUAAAACAGUGAAAGUAAUUUACACAUUUACUGCAUGCAGAAACAAAUUUUGAAUAUUGAAUAUUGAAACAUUCUCUGCUUUCGGCUUUUUCUAAACAUUUGGCCAUGACUUCAAGUCCCUCAUGAUAUUCAUAAUGACCAUUUAUUUUACUGACACAUAGGUGAUGGGUGACAUUUAAUGACAUCAAUUGCACUGUAACUCACUUUAUAAGCAAUUACUUAAAGUAUACUUGAUUGUGAGUUUCUGUCUUUCUAAAGGCCAAUGCAUACAUAUGUAUUUGUGGGUCAGGGUUAGAUUUCACCAACACCACCAUUUCCAAAAUAUCAUAAUUGGUUCAUUAAUUCACAUGAAUAUUUAUACUUUGUGUAUUUUGUUUCUGACAGCUGGAUUGAUUUGCCAGUCAACAAUGUACCAGAUAAUGAUCACUAAUUGUAGUUAUGUCUCUCUAAAUCAUGAAUAGCCACUGCCUUUCUGUCUACCUCCACCCUCUGAUAUUGUGUUCAAUAUAUUUAUUGUGAUAUAGGCCUUAUUUGUUGUCUAUUUGCUAAGUUCUCAUUUAAAUUAUUUACUGCUUUCUGAUGUGUCGUCUGUAAGGUUUUUCAGCGCUUGAUAUUUAUUCUUUUGAACCGCUUGACAAUCUUAAUUUGUGCUUUACGUGCUGGCAACUAUAAGUCAUUCAUUUAAAGUCUAGUCAAUGCACUUUUUCACCUCAUUCCAACUAAGCACUUACUGAAGAACCUUAGAGCAGAUUUAAAUAAAUGAAGGCAUAUAUGUUCCUGACUUUUAUGUUUUUGUUGUUUUCUUGUUUGUGUUGUCUUUAUUGACUUGUGUUUGUUGAAACUAUGAAUGUGUGGCUUUCAGAUAGUUCUGUCUUUUGACUCAUGUAUCUGAGCUAAAAUGAGAUUGUAAUAAAUCGUUACCCCAAGGUAUAGGUUUCCUUCAAACCUCUAUUGUCUGUCAAUGAAAUGUAGAUAAAUAACUAUUGCAUUAGUUAUUUGGCCAUGUAAAGGUUUUACAUUAAUAUAAAGCUUUGUAUACCUGGUGAAAUGACACACAAGGUCUUGACAAGAUUUUCUUGAAUCUUUUGAAGCCAUAUUACAAGUAGAGGUGUAUGUUGGCACUAUAUACAGGUAAAUUUGAGUAUAUCAUAUAUUGUCUUAUCGCCUUUUUUCCAUUUGUAUUAGUGUGUGCAAUUUAAUGUGAUAAUUCAUGUUGCAGUAACAGUUCAUUUUUCUUUCCGCAUUUGAAUGGUAAUUAAUAAUCACAGAUUAUUAUUUCCUUAAGUUAACAUGCUCUCCAUGAAAGAAAAAAAACUGUGUCUUACCAUUGUAACAAAGUGACAUUUUUUCCUUAUUUUUGGGGAGGAUCAAGAAUAAACAUUUCCAAGUUUGAUGUCAAUGUCAUCUGGCACAGUUUUAGUUUAGAAUGUCCUUUUGUAACCACAAAAUAUAUUGGAACAGAUGCAUCUCUUGUUGAAUCAUGGCAAUAAAUAAUUUGCUUCUUUACUAAUAUAUAUAUAUAUAUAUAUAUAUCACCUUCCAAUAUGAUUUGAAGACAAUAGUACCCAAUUUAUUCUUUAAAUUGUUUGGUUCAGAGUGAACACUGAAACUAAAUGAUUGUUUUAGUCUCUGUUAAACAGGAUUACACGACUGUACCUAGAAGACUAGAUUUCACAGAGGUACCUCUGUUAUAGUUUUUUUUUUUUUUUUUGUGAUCAUCAUUCUGAUUCAUUUUCACCUUCUCGCACUUCAGUUUGUCUCUAUAUUGUCUACCAGCAUUAGUAAUGUAAGUGGAACCGGUCUUGUAAGUCUGCUAAUGUUUCAUAGUGUCUCAAUAUUUUUGUGAAGAAUCAUAUUUUAAUGGUGAUAUAAGAGUGUACACAACAUAUCGCUCUUGACCCUCAUUGUUUAUUAAAAAGAAUCUAUAUUAAAAAGCAUGGUGAACAAUG